GCUAUGAAGUUUAGGAUAAACUAGCUUCUAAAUGGAACAUAUCUGUAGUGUCCAGUUUUUUUUAAUAUAAUGUUAAUGUGAUCCCGUAUUCAGUAUAAAUGCAGUGGAUACAGAUGCAAGAGACAAUGAAGGCAGGAGUUCAGUCUGUUGCUUCUUCCUCUUUUCUCAGCAUGUCAUUUACAUGUUUUUUUCUUUUGUUUUUUUUUUUUUUUUUUGUUUAACUUCCUGUGAACCCGUCUGAGUCCAGCAGUUUCCUCAGUUGCGUUUGCUUCACCAUCAUAUCAGCUGCACUGCAGUGUACACUUGUCAGACGACAUCAUUUUGACAUUUACUCAGCAACAUGAAAAGGAUGAAGUGGAGGCUCCUCUGUUGGCUGGUGCUGUAUUUGGUGUUUCAUAACAUCACCUGUAUGGGUAAUACAAGUUGCAACAGGGAUCGUAAAAAUAGUCAUCCUUCACGUAAUGAUCAAAAUUCAGUUUCAGAUAAACGUCAAGGCUCAGGUCGCUGUAAGCCCUCCAGUGGAAGAAAAGCAGCGAUUUUAGAUACCAGAUGUUGUAUGGAAGAAAUAAACAGCAUUUUGGAAAAGGGAACUGGACGCAAUACUAUUGACGCCAUGAGGAAUCUAGAACGAAUGCUAGAGGACACAGAGGUGAAUGGGACUACACCCAUAUCCAUCAAACGCUUAGUGGCCAUCCUGCAUAGACCCAAUGGCCCUUUCAGAGGCCUUGAAAUUAAUGCAAAUGAGACAAAGGCAAUGUCAGCCAUGGCUGUCAACAACAGCAAAGUGAGAAUUCAACUGCCGAGAGAGUUGGGUGUCGGAUCAGACAACACGAUUGUGUUCUGUAUGCUCACCUGGCCUGAAACAAAUGGGACCAUAUGGGAAGCCCCAGGUGAAAUAUAUGAGAGCAGACUGAUCGGCCUGAGCGUGCAAGGCAAGAACGUGUCCGGACUACAGGAGCGUGUCAACAUCACCAUGAAUCUCAUUUUGAAAGAAAAUGAGACCAGACGACCCAUGUGCGCAUUCUUUAAUUUUUCAACACAGAAAUAUAGCAGCUAUGGUUGUGAAACCCUGUGGGAUAACAGUCAGGAUCACGUCACCUGCUCCUGUGACCACCUCACAUACUUUGGUGUGCUCAUGGUGUCUGCUAAUAUCAGCCCUGAAGACCAGCAGAUUCUGACAUUCAUCACUCUGACUGGCUGCUCUAUUUCUCUUUUUGCCUUGGUCCUCACGGUUCUGCUCUUCAUCACAAAUAAAACAAUCAGGACAGACGUCUCCAUGAAGGUCCACAUCAAUUUAGCCAUUGCCCUGAUCCUCCUCAAUGUGCACUUCCUCCCCAGUCACACAGUGGCAGAGCUGUCCUCCCCAGGGCUCUGCCUGUAUGUGGCCCUUAGUCUCCAUUUUUCCCUGCUGGCCACUUUCAGCUGGAUGGCUGUUGAGGGGUUCCACCUCUAUCUUCUGUUAAUCAGAGUCUUUAACAUCUACGUCAGGCGAUACCUGCUCAAGAUCAGCCUGGUGGGAUGGGGUGUCCCUGCAGUCAUUGUAUCCCUGGUGGCCAUCAUAGACACUGACACAUAUGGACGCGUGCCUCUGGACUUAUCUAACUCGAACAGCACUGCGAUAUGCUAUAUACGUAAUGACAUGGUGAAGAACGUGACUACCGUGGGAGUGUUCAGCUUGGUGUUCCUCUUCAACAUGAUCAUGCUGGGGGUGAUGGUCCAACGAGUUUUGAGCCUCCGCCACAGCAAAGAGUUUGGACAGAGGAACCACGACAGAGCCAAGCGAGAGAUCUUUACCCUGCUAGGAAUCACUGUACUGCUUGGCAUACCGUGGGGCCUUGUCUUCUUCUCCUUCGGCUACCUGACCACUGCGGGCCUCUAUCCCUUCUGCAUCCUGAACUCACUGCAAGGUUUCUUCAUCUUCCUGUGGUUUGUGAUGUCGCUGAGAAAGAUUGGUAAAUCAGCUGAGACGAGCGGUGUAACACACAGCAUCAACAGCUGAGCUUGAAGCCAGCGCCAAGACAAGUGUUUUGUGUGUGUGUGUG
Acanthopagrus latus (yellowfin seabream) is the source of this 2042-nucleotide messenger RNA. RefSeq names its product adhesion G-protein coupled receptor G1-like. Gene Ontology annotation, molecular function: G protein-coupled receptor activity. The transcript has 14 exons. The record is from RefSeq and is a predicted model, not a curated record. Lineage: Eukaryota; Metazoa; Chordata; Actinopteri; Spariformes; Sparidae. Gene Ontology annotation, biological process: cell surface receptor signaling pathway; adenylate cyclase-activating G protein-coupled receptor signaling pathway. Gene Ontology annotation, cellular component: membrane. The coding region runs from base 341 to 1999 and encodes 552 amino acids.